This is a messenger RNA of Paralichthys olivaceus (Japanese flounder), 1853 nucleotides long. RefSeq names its product coagulation factor II (thrombin) receptor-like 1, tandem duplicate 2 (gene f2rl1.2). Gene Ontology annotation, biological process: thrombin-activated receptor signaling pathway; positive regulation of Rho protein signal transduction; phospholipase C-activating G protein-coupled receptor signaling pathway. Gene Ontology annotation, molecular function: thrombin-activated receptor activity. NCBI's taxonomy places the organism in Eukaryota, Metazoa, Chordata, Actinopteri, Pleuronectiformes, Paralichthyidae. Gene Ontology annotation, cellular component: plasma membrane. The record is from RefSeq and is a predicted model, not a curated record.
GGUUUUGUCCGACAUUUAAGAGUCAGUCCCCGAGCAGAGGUGCAGUGAAGGAGAAGAGAGAUCGCCCACAGGACAUCAUGGAUUUAACUCGGUGGUUGUGUCUGCUGCUCAUGUUCUGCUGCUGUGUCUCUGUCACCUCAAUUAAAGGACGGGGGUUCAUCGGGUUUAAGGACCCUAAGGACUCUGGACUAGUUAUUGUGGACCAUACGACAGCUGAGACGUUGAAGAGUAACCUCACCACAGUCUUUCUCCCAAUCGUCUACAUUAUCGUAUUUUUGGUGGGACUUCCCACCAACGGCAUGGCCAUCUGGGUCUUCCUCUUCAGGACCAAGAAGAAGCACCCGUCAUCAAUUUACAUGGCCAACCUGGCACUGGCUGACCUUCUCUUCGUCAUUUGGACGCCCCUAAAAAUCGCCUACCACUUAAACGGCAACAACUGGAUCUAUGGAGAGCCGCUGUGCAAAGUCCUUGUGAGCUUCUUCUACGGGAACAUGUACUGCUCCAUUUUGUUCAUCACGUGUCUCAGCCUGCAGAGGUACUGGGUCGUGGCUCACCCUCUGUCCCAGCAGAGCAAGAACAACAAAGUGGCUAUUGGCGUGUGUGUCGCCAUCUGGGCUUUCAUCUGGCUCAGCACCACCCCUCUGUACCUGUAUGACCAUACUGCCGAGCUCAAAGACCUCAACAUCACCACCUGCCAUGACGUCAACUUCAUAAAAGACCCCGAAAAUCCAUUCCCCUCUGUCCAGCUCCCGUACUACUACUUCAUCUUCAUGGCUGUGGUUGUGUUCCUCAUCCCUUGUGUAGUGAUUGUUGUGGCCUAUAUUCUGUUACUCAGAGCUCUGGGGAACAGCAUGGAGGAAAGUACGGCAGCAAAGAACCGACACAGAGCCGUGGUGUUGAUCGUGACCGUUUUGGUGACAUUCCUGGUGUGUUUCAUCCCCAGCAACAUCAUGCUGGUGGUGCAUUAUGUUCUAGUGAAGAAUGGAGAAAUCAAUAACGGUUACGGCUUCUACAUAUCCACUUUAUGCCUGGCCAGUCUCAACAGCUGCCUGGACCCGUUCAUCUACUACUUUGUGUCCGAGGACUUCAGGAACCACGUGAAGAACACUUUGCUGUGCCGCAGCAGCAGGACUGUGGAGAGGAUGAGAGUUUCAUUCAGCUCCAUGAAAUACUCCAGGAAGAGCAAGUCAUACGUGUCAGAGACAGGAAACACACAGAGCAGCACAUGUUAGCCAGACAAAGCAGAGAUAUUGUGCAUUGUGUCUGUUCUUGAACUCUAGGGUUCAAAUAACAAGGCAUCACACAGGCUGUGUGGCACUGGGACACAUUCCAUAGGCCUGUAAACAUAAGGCCGGUCAGUUGCAACAAGUGACCUCAAGGUAUCUCAUAUCCCGAUGUGAAUAUGACUGUGCUGCGGGAUGAGAGCAUAAGUUCUUUUAAGACGUGUGUGACUUCAUUAUGAACUGAUGUUUGGUUUUAAAAUGUGAAACAUGAAUGCAUAUUUUUUAUAUUUUUUCGCAUAUAUGUAAAGGUAGAAAAGGCCUUCUUAAGGCCUGACAUUUAUUCGUCUUUGCGGGACAGAUAAAUGUGGGUUUUUCUAAGAUUUUCACUGCACUAACCACUUAUAAACAAUGUCUGAAUUAAGAGCCAAACUAAACUGAUGUAUGCAGUGGUCAGUUAUGACUUUUUUUGUAUGUCAGUGUGACUUUGGUCAAAUCAUUUAGCACAAUUCCUGCAGUUUUUAUUUUAAACCACAUUUUGCUGAAGUGUUGAUCUAAUUUUCAGUUUUAAUGCGCCAAAGAAAAUGGUGUCAUUGUUGUAUAGUUUCUUAAAUAAAUUAUAAAACAACAGGA